Messenger RNA from Lynx canadensis (Canada lynx), 3707 nucleotides. RefSeq names its product transmembrane protein 268 (gene TMEM268). The coding region runs from base 149 to 1183 and encodes 344 amino acids. The transcript is spliced from 9 exons. The record is from RefSeq and is a predicted model, not a curated record. Lineage: Eukaryota; Metazoa; Chordata; Mammalia; Carnivora; Felidae.
UCAUGACCUGAGCUGAAAUCAAGAGUCAGACGCCUAACCGACUGAGCCCCUCCAGGCACCCCGAAAGCGCAAGUGAAGCUGAGUUGGCCGCUCCAGAAUGAACCACAGCUCUAAGAUGGGGAAGUAGAAACCCAGCUGGCUCUUUGCCAUGGCCUGCGAACCUCAGAUGGGCCCCAGCGGGGCAGCCGGCCCGUUGCCCACCUCCUCCCCUGGCUGGAAUGCCUUGCCUGGAGGGCGUCCCCCAGGCUGGGGGCAAGAGCUCCGCAAUGGCCAGGUCCUCACGGUUCUGCGGAUCGACAACACCUGUGCGCCCAUCGCCUUCGAUCUGGGCGCCGCAGAAGAGCAACUGCAGACCUGGGGCAUUCAGGUCCCCGCCGACCAGUACAGGAGCUUGGCCGAAAGCGCCCUCUUGGAGCCCCAAGUGAGGCGAUACAUCAUCUACAACUCCAGGCCCAUGCGGUUGGCCUUUGCUGUGGUGUUCUAUGUGGUGGUGUGGGCUAACAUCUACUCCACCAGCCAGAUGUUUGCCCUGGGGAACCACUGGGUAGGUGUGCUGCUCGUGACCCUGGCUGCCAUGAGCCUGACUCUGACCCUCGUGCUCAUCUUCGAGAGACACCAGAGGAAGGCCAACACCAACACGGACCUUAGGCUGGCGGCUGCCAACGGAGCCCUCCUGAGGCACCGGGUGCUGCUGGGGGUGACGGACACGGUGGAAGGCUGCCAGAGUGUGAUUCAGCUCUGGUUCGUCUACUUCGACCUGGAGAACUGUGUGCAGUUUUUGUCUGACCACAUUCAAGAGAUGAAGACUAGCCAAGAGUCCUUGCUGAGAAGCAGAUUGAGCCAGCUGUGUGUUGUCAUGGAAACCGGAGUGAGCCCCGAGACAGCAGAGGGGCCUGAGGACCUGUUGGAGGAAGCCCCUCUCCUGCCCAGCAAUCCUCAUUCGGAGGAGAGGCCACUCCUGCAGACUGAGCUUCGUCAGCUCGUGCCUGAGGCUGAGCCAGAGGAAAUGGCCCAGCAGCUGUUGGCGGUAUUUGGCGGCUACUAUAUCCGGCUCCUGGUGACCUCGCAGCUUCCCCAGGCAGUGGGGACACGACACACGGACUCGCCAAGGAUUCCGUGCCCCUGCCAGCUCAUAGAAGCCCACAUCCUGGGUACUGGGUGCUGCCCGUUCCUGGCCAGGUGACCUAGGGAGGAAGGUACUCCGCUUCCUGCGAGACUGAAGGUCCUCAGGAAGGCUCAGGAGCGCCAGGCGGCUGACGGUGAACCCCAGGGGAGGAGAGAAGCAUCUGGGAGCACUCGGAAGACUGUCAGUCAUGUCAGAGCAUGGGUAUCGUGCUUGCUUCAGGACUCUGCACAGGAAUACCUUUCCACAUCCCAUGCUGACCCCUGGCCCUUUCAGAAGCUGAUGGUUGCCAAGCUGGUCCCACUCCAAACCAGUCUCUAUGCUGCUUAGAACCAUGGGCAUGGAUGGAAGGCCUCUCCCAUGCCCUGGAGAGCCCAGAAAAUGUGAAGAUGCCCCUGCUGGGCCAACCAUGUGUCCAGAGCUCAGUCUCAGGUGAUGGUCCUGUCCUCAGCUCCUUCAUGUCAGACAGGAAAACUGAACCUCAGAGAGGACUCUGCUCUUUGUAGCAUUGUCUCGGGCCUCCAGAAUUCCUAAUCGGAAGGAAAGAAGUCAAUUCUCAGAACGUUCUCCAUUUGUAAGUUUGUCAUGCCCUUUGUUUUAUGACAAACAAUGGCCUUGUGUUGUCUGCUAGCACACAGACUUCUAGGAGGCAGAAGAGAGAAACCAGCGGCACGUAACUGAUAAUGGGACUGUUUGGGAAAGAUUGAUUCUGUCUGAUUUGAGGAUGUAUUUCGUUUAAAGGCAUGCAUGCCUGUGGUUGUGGUUUUAUACUCCAGACUGAGAGCAGCAGUCCUGUUUUCUGACGCUAAUCUGUCACUCAUGACGUUCCAUGAAGAGGUCGGGGGUUUUCAGGUUCUCUGCUCCUGAGCAAGUUUGAAGACCAAUUAUUCCACAGGCGCAAAUCCAAAAGACCUGGCCUGGCAUUUAAGAGCUCCCCAGCCUGCAGGACCCAGCCCUCAUCUGUGAUUUUGGCUUCAUCUCCCACAAAACUUCUUCAUAAGUUGAAACUCUUUCCUGGACUAAUGUACCUACUCGAUCUCAUCCUUUGAACUCCUAUGCAUGCUUCAAAGCCCAGCUUUACUUACCUCUCCUUCAGGAAGCCUUUCAACAUAGAACAUGGCCUGCUUCUCUGCCUCCUUUAAAUUCUUAAUGUAGCUGCUGCCUUUAUUGAUGUUUUACGUUACCAAUUCUGUUUUCCUGUGCACAUGCGCAUUUUUCUAGCUAGACUCAAUUUCCGAAGGACAAAAUUCUCACCUUAUAAUUUUUGUGCAUGGCCUAGGCCUGCUAAGGGGGAAACAGACCAACCCAGUGGAUUGAGGGCUUUGUCAUCUCUAGAGUAGCCUUUGCAGAUUGCUCUCUAUGCUCAGUUGAAUGAGGUUGGCACAGACCUGGGUUCUGGUCCUGCUGCUGACAUUUCUAGCUGUGUGACUUUUGGCCAGUCCUCAGUUUACUCAUCUUUAUAUAAAUGAAUACAUAUGGGUAGUUGGAUGAUUCUUAGCUUCCCUUCCAAAGCCGAAGUUCUGGCUUUUUCUGUUCCAGUCUAGCCCUUGGCCUAUCUGUUAUGCCUUUAUCCACAUGCAGAAGGGUCCUCCAGCCUUACGUGACUGAGGUGUCCCAGACCUGUCAGACCUGCGGACGGAACACUGGCCUAGUUAGCAGGAGACCUGGAUUCUCGUCCCAGAUAUGCUGCUUCCUUAGAAGCAUGACCUUGGCCAGGUCACGUAACCUCUCUUGAGUGUCCGUUUACUUCUUUCUAAAUGGAUCUGGUGAACACGAAAUGUAAUCCUGUGGGUGACUUACUGUGUAAGAGGCCAGUCUGACUGUUUGCUUUCUCUGGGCCCAGAGGAGACAAAUCGUGUACAUAGACCCACCCCGGGAAAUGGCUACCUUAGGCAUUUCUCUUUAGCCAGCUCUCAGGGCCGCUGUGCUCCAUCAGAGUAAUUCACGAAGGCAGUCGCUGUCUCGCUCCCCUGCCACAGAAGGAAUGUGGGCUGUGAAUGGGCUCCGUAGAAGCCCGUAUUUAUCAUCCAACCGGAAACCCUGGUAAGUAUAGUAACAGAAUAAACAUGUCUGUGUUAAAUGAUGAAAGGCUAACGUCCAGACGCUCCUUGAGGUGUUCUUCCCUGCCUUUUCCCGAGUUGCUGGUGGUCUCACCUAGUGGGCAGAGCAUUCACGUGUGCCCCCCCCAAGCGCUUUCUUUGCCUUCGCCACUGGCUCUCCUCCUUUAGAAAAUUCUGUGAUCUCUGUCUUGCCUACUUCACAGGGUCGUGCGAAGCUCAGAACCCAGACCUGGACACGCACCCUGCUUUAAGGCUCUGUGUUGAGGACGGGCACAGAGACAGUGCAGAUGGUGGGUGCGGAGGGAGGGGCUCAGAGCCUGGAUUCUGGAGUUCCUCAGAUCCAGGUUCCGCUCCUCGGAGCAGUGUCCCUUGCCACCCUGGGGUGUCACUCCUCGUGCAUGGAAUGAGGAUUUAGCAUACGCAACCGGCAGGUAUUGUGAAAAUGAGAUAAUAUAAAGAAUGGAAAGUGCUUGCAACUUUGAGCUACAAGCUUGAGUCAGAGCACAAUAAAUUGUUGCUGGUUU